AUGCCAGACCUAGAGCUGGGCAGUGGGGAUGCCAUGAGUCUGAAAAUGCUGGAUAGCUUCCUGGCUGCCCUUGCAACUAGACGUGGCCAUGGAUCCAGUUCUGCCAAUGAGAUACAGGGAGGACGCCGGGGGCGGGGCGUGGGGGUGAGGAGGGGUAGAGCCGGGGCGUUGUGGGUGGCUGGAAAGGUAGAGAGGCCGCACCUGGGGGCCUGCGAGCAGCUCGGGAGCGGUCAGCCUGGUCUUGCCCCAGAAAAUCCCUGCCCCACUCUCCUACAGUCUGGAUGUCCCGGGGGCCACGGCGGCGAUCGCAGAGCUCCGGGGCUCUCACGUGGGGGAGGGCAGGAAGGGGAGGAGGAGCCUCGCGCGGGGCGGGAGCCGAGCCUGUGGCCCGGGCGGGGCUCCUCUCCGGCGGCGCCGGAGUCUGGGGGCCGCGGCUUCCCCCUCCCGGCCCGCGGUGGCGCCUGGCCCCUCCUCCCCCCGCCGCCCCCACCGCCGCCGCCGCCACCAAAGCUAAACCCGGCCGUUGCCUGCAGGAGCCGCGGCAGCGGGCGAUCGGGCCGUGAGGAGCCUCGGGCGCGGCCUCGCCUCCCGGGCUGGUCGCCUGCCUCAGCACCGCGGUCAGCGCAGCCCCUCGCUCGGACCCCGCCGCCCGCCAGCCCCUGGCCCACCUGCGUCGGGACCCGAGGCGCCCGUAUCAGCACCGCGGACAGCGCCCCGGGCCCCAGCUCGCCGCCGCCGCCCACCUGCUCCCAGGGUCAGCACCGCGGACAGUCCCCCUCGCCCGGGCCCGCGGCAGCCUCCGAGCGACCCCGGAUCAUGGCCACCGAGGUCCACAAUCUCCAGGAGCUCCGGCGAAGUGCCUCACUGGCCACUAAGGUCUUUAUCCAGAGAGACUACAGCGAUGGGACCAUUUGUCAGUUCCAGACCAAGUUCCCCCCAGAACUGGACAGCCGGGGUCCAUGAAGUUACCCUGUGAAGAGCACAGACUCUGGGGUCAGAGCUGUAACCUUGGACAAGUUCACUUAGCAUUCAAUUGAGCGGCAGCUCUUUGAGGAGACCGUGAAGACCCUCAAUGGCUUUUACGCAGAGGCUGAGAAGAUUGGGGGCAGCUCCUACCUUGAGGGCUGCCUAGCCUGCGCCACAGCCUACUUCAUCUUUCUCUGCAUGGAG
Molecule: messenger RNA, 1170 nt
Organism: Callithrix jacchus (white-tufted-ear marmoset)
Lineage: Eukaryota; Metazoa; Chordata; Mammalia; Primates; Cebidae
Source: RefSeq, a predicted model, not a curated record